This is a messenger RNA of Plenodomus lingam JN3, 708 nucleotides long. RefSeq lists its product as uncharacterized. Gene Ontology annotation, biological process: ribosomal large subunit biogenesis; ribosomal large subunit assembly; rRNA processing. The record is from RefSeq and is a predicted model, not a curated record. Lineage: Eukaryota; Fungi; Ascomycota; Dothideomycetes; Pleosporales; Leptosphaeriaceae. Gene Ontology annotation, cellular component: nucleolus; preribosome, large subunit precursor. Gene Ontology annotation, molecular function: RNA binding.
AUGCCCAAAUCAAAGCGCGCCAAGGUCGUACAUCUCACCAAGACAGACAAGAAAGGCAAAGAGUUAUCGCUCAAGUUGUUUGCCAAUGUCCAGGAAGCCGCAGACAACUAUGGACACAUCUUCGUCUUCUCGGUAGAGAAUAUGCGCAACUCGUACUUGAAGGAAGUGCGCCAAGAGUUCGCGGACAGCCGAUUCUUCUUUGGCAAGACCAAAGUCAUGGCCAAGGCGCUCGGUCAGACGCCAGCAGAAGAGCACCUCACCAACCUCUCCAAGCUGACUGAAUACCUCACCGGCAAUGUCGGCCUACUCUUCACCAACCGUGCACCCUCUGAGAUCAUCGAAUACUUCGCCACAUACUCACAAACUGACUUUGCGCGUGCCGGGGUUGUCGCUACACAAACCUUCACAGUUCCGGCUGGUGUUGUAUACUCAAGAGGUGGAGAACUGCCAGAGGACGACGACGUGCCGCUGCCGCACAGCGUGGAGACUACGGUCAGAAAAUGGGGCAUGCCAACGCGACUUGUGCAGGGAAAGAUUGUCCUCGAUGCUCCCUAUACCGUCUGUGAGGAGGGCAAAGUCAUGAACAGCCAUCAGACUGCGCUGUUGAAGAUGUUUGGUGUGGCCAUGGCGGACUUCAAGAUUGACCUCAAGGCAUACUACACCACUGCGACUGAGUCGGUGACUGAAGUCGGUGCCAUGGAGGAGUAA